Molecule: messenger RNA, 1761 nt
Organism: Paramecium tetraurelia
Lineage: Eukaryota; Ciliophora; Oligohymenophorea; Peniculida; Parameciidae
Exons: 2
Biological process (GO): reciprocal meiotic recombination
Cellular component (GO): nucleus
Molecular function (GO): double-stranded DNA binding
Source: RefSeq, a predicted model, not a curated record
AUGUAAAAGAACAAGAUUUUCAUAAAAGGAAUAAAGUAAUUUGAUUUAUUCGCCCAACCUUUGCAAUUACUCAUUGAUAAAAAAGAGUAUCACUAAACAUUAUUUGGGUCAAUUCUAACAGUCUUGUUGUUGGCCUUAUUCUCAAACUUACUUUAUUAAAAGAUAGUUACAUUAUUUGAUAGGAGCAAUCCAACAUCAUUAAGUUCAGAAAUUUAUCAUUCUCAACCUGAAUAAUAUAGUUUGAUGCCUUCGAACUUCACUAUGACCUUUUCCUUUUAAAACUCGACCUACAAAACCUACAUUGAUGAAUCAAUUUAUGUUGUUAAUGCUUACAUGGUCAAAAAGAAUGUAAAACUCUAAAAUGGACAAAAAGCAGAUGUCUAUGAAAAGUAAGAGUUACCUUUAGUCAAUUGCAAUGAGGAUUUGAUUAAAUAAAAGGAACUAAAGGAAUACUUUUCCCAUAUUGAUUUACCAACUAAUUAUUGUAUUGACUGGAAUUAAAUUCCUAGUAUAUAAAUAUAAGGAACUUUUGAUGCCCCAAAAUUUGAAUACAUACUUAUCUAAUUUAAUACUUGUACUGAAUAAAAUAAAAAAAGUUAACCUUGUAAAUCUUAGAAGGAAAUCGAGCAAGUCUUAACGUAGAAUUAUUUUUCUUUUCAAAUUUCUUCUCAGACUACAAAUUUAAAAAAUCCAAAUUCUCCUUAUUAACCAAAAGGACAAGAUGUCUUUACAACAAUUUCAAAUAAUAUCUAUAAGGAAAUUUCAAUUUAUUUAGAACCUUUGACUACAAUCACAGAUGUAGGAUUAAUUUAAACAAAUUUAGAAUAUGAAAAGACUUUGAGGUAUGGUAGACAUACUGAAAUGUUGGAUUUGAGUUAAAGUGACUUGAUAAUGAAUGUAGCAAUUAGACUUGAUACAACAGAAUAUGUUGACUAUAGGACAUAUCCAAAGAUAUAGGAAAUUUUAGCUGAGCUUGGUGGCUUAUGGUAAGUAUUGUUCAGUCUCUUUUAUAUUAUUUCUAAACCUAUAAAUAAAAUUAGCCUUCUUCUGGAACUUAUCAACUCUUUAUAUGAAUUUAAGGACAAAUAGCACUAUGAAGAUAAUAGUUAAUAGAAGGACUCUUCUUCUAUAAUCAGAAAUGAUAAACCAGGUUCUCCUUUACAGAGGCAGUUAGAAUAACAAUAAGUGUAAAAUUGCCAAGAUUAAAUUGUAACUAACAAGACGUUAUCGAUUAAGGAGAAUAUAUGUAAUAAACAAAUCCAAAAGGAUAGAUCAUACAAAACUAUUCUUUAAACAUAUGUUCAAUAUCUACUAAGAGCAGUAUUUCGUAAAAAUAAAAAAAUGAAAUUUGGGUACAUAAAUGCAUUCUAAGCUUUAAGAUGCAUAGUGACUAAAGAUGAUGAUAACAUACUUCAAUUCAGGUCGGCUCAUAAAGAAAUCGACAGCUAAUUAAAUAUAUUCAAUAUCUUAAAAAGACUGUAGGAUGUUGAAAAGUUAAAGCAUAUUAUUUUUAAUGAAAAUUAACGAAUCCUAUUCGAAAAGUUUAAUAAUAUCCCACAGAAAGAUAAAUUAGAGGAAUAAAGGUUAUAUUGUGAUCAACAGAUAAAAUAAUAGGGAGUUACUUAAGAUGCAAUCUUGCAAAUAUUGUCAGAUCAAAAUAACUAAAUUAACUAAAAGCUUAUAGCAUCCUUAGAUGUAACAGUAAGUAAUUUAUUGUAAAAGUGUAAACAAGAUAACAACGAUAAUCUGGAAAAAAAUUGA